GCAUUUAAAAUAGGCCCUCAAAAUGUUUGUGCAUUGUGUUCAUUCACUAUGGACAUUAUGAGGCUCAAUGCCUCGCUGACAAACACACUCGACAUUGAAUUCGGUUUCACAUUCACAUCUGAGUCCGAGUGUAAGCAGGACUGACCCAGCUGCAGUGGCAGACAUAACUGGAUGUUAACGAGAGGAACUGGGUGUGUGUGUGUGUGUGUGUGUGUGUGUGCCGUCUGCUCGGUCUCUGUUGGGCUUCAGGCUGAGAAAACCCUCCAGCGCUCCUGGAGAAUGCUAUGGAUUAAUCAUUAUAUUGGAAAACCACUGCACAGAAUGACUUCUGUUCUUCUAUGAGACAAACAUUAUACUUUGAUUUCCCCAAUGAUGAUAAAAAUGAUGCUUCCUGAGCUGGACACCUGACAUAUUAUCUUAAAAUGCGAGAGGAUGGAUAGCGCAACCAGCCCCGCGUCAGAGUCUGGUCUCUCCAAUGGGUUCGUCAAUAGCGUGUUCAAUGUUUCCAUUGACGAAGAGAGCAAGGCUGAGAUCUCAUGGAUCCCAGAGUGCAAUUCCUCAGACUGCAUUAUUCCCGGUCAGACGCUCAGAAGAGAAAAACAGGAAGCGGUCCUGCGCUCCAGGACGGCAGCCUUCUGGAGGAUCCUGCAGCGCCGCAAGACCCCCUCGGGUCCGGACAGAAGACCUCACUCCGUCAUCCUCCCCGGGGAAGCGUCCUUCCUCAAGCUGUCCAUCACUAACAAAGUCAGGGUCUUCAAGAAACUAAAGUCCCCUUCUGUAUUUAGAGGGAAAGCCGGUAAGAUUUCUGAUGCCAAAUCCAGCACUGACCUUAAAGACGAGUCUGAUGAUGCGUACAUGUGCAAGGACUCUCCUUCUUCAGACUUCAAGCAUGUGUUUAGGAAUAAAGCCAAGAGACAUUCAUUCGCAGGACACACUGCAGACUUCUACUGUUCGUUUGAGGACCUCGACCCCGCUGGAGCCCCGGACAACAUCCAGCAAGAGAACAAAGACACGGUUAGCAACCAAAAUGGGUUUAAGUUGUCAGAAAGAGUCAUUUAUACAAAGAAAUCUCACCCCAGAUUCUCAAACUGCAAUAAUUCGACAGAACAGGAAGACUGCUGUGUGAAGCAAAGCCUCGAGAUACCUCAAAGAAGACGCUGGUCCAGGAGGGGUGACGUUUUGAGUUACCUGAGAGGAAUUUCCCUCAAAGGAAAGGGAAAUCAGACGUUGGCAGAGAGUAGUUUUGAGUCGAUGAAUGCCUUGGACAAAACCAUUGAUUCUGACUACGGCUCGGUCAACUUUGAACUGGUCAAGGAUUUGAACUCUGCACCUGAGCAAACGGGGGUCGAUGGCAAAAGCAGCCAUUUUCGAGGACUUCUCCGAUUUUUCAACUCCGUGGCUGAGACUGCAAUGAAAUGGAGAAACUCAUCCCGCUCGUUCUCCCCGCCUGAAGGUCAGCAGUCACCUCCCGGACUGAGAGAGACACAGGAGACCGGAGAACUCGUGCCUUUGACAGUCAGGAGCAGCGAGCAGAAAGCUGAAACCUCAGGUCAAGGUAAACCCACGUUAUCUGCUGACACGAGCAAUGCGGUCUCGCCUGUCAAUGGCAAGGUGGAUUGCUCUCCUCCUUUGGUGCUGAAGGCCUGGAGAACAUGCCCAGACUCUCCGAGAGAUAACACUUCCCUGUGUAAUAACUCGGAUGAAUCACAGUCCCAGCUCAGCUCAACUCACAUCUCUCUAGCCACCAUCGAGAGCCACCCCAGAUCUGAAGAACAAGAGCCACCAACAGAGACACAGACUGGCUUUGAAAACACAGUGAUCUCACAUCACUCAUCUAGCAAAACUAUUGAUGAAAACCAAGAUGUUUGCAUGGAUAGCAAACAGAUGAACUGCCCGGAGGAUGUAUUUAAGACCCUGUGGCGGCCCCGGGGCCAGUCUCCUGCAGAUCCUCCUCUCAAAGCUCUGCUCCAGCGGUGUCGCUCUCUGCCACUGCCCAGCACACUGUCGGCCCUGGAGCCCAUGACCCUCACACACAUGCUCACUCCUCCAGCUAAAACCAUGGCUAAAUCAGUCGUUCUCCGCAUGAGGAACAGCAGCACUGGAUCUAACAGACAGAAGCGGUUUCGACCAGGAUCUGGACCACUGCACAUCAACAUGCUGAUCAGCGGAGGUUCGGUGGUCAGCGCGGAGGCAGUAUGGGAUCACGUCACCAUGGCCGAGAGGGAGCUGGCCUUCAAGGCUGGAGACGUCAUCAAGGUCCUGGACACCUCCAAUAAAGACUGGUGGUGGGGUCAGAUGGAUGAGGAGGAGGGCUGGUUCCCCGCCAGCUUCGUGAGGGUCGAUCCCCACCCUCCUCAACCUUACACAAAACCAGUUUUCUAUAUCAACCCUAUAGCAACUCCAAGGUUCCAUAACACAACAGCAAAGCUGUGGGUUAACCAGGAAAGUGCAGCCACAGAGUCAGCGGAGGGAGGCGGCGAGGUACAGAACGGACACAGCGACUCCAGCAACGGCUGUCUGUGCAUCGGACAAGCGCUGCAGAACCGGGACCAGAUGAGGGCCAACGUGAUCAACGAGAUCAUGAGCACUGAGCGCCACUACAUCAAGCACCUGAAGGACAUCUGUGAGGGAUACUUGAGGCAGUGUCGAAAGAGGAUCGACAUGUUCAGUGACGACCAGUUGAAAGUCAUUUUUGGAAACAUCGAGGAUAUCUACAGAUUUCAGAUGGGAUUUGUGCGGGACUUGGAGAAACAGUACAACAUCGAGGAGCCCCAUCUCAGUGAAAUCGGACCGUGUUUUCUGGAACAUCAAGACGGUUUCUGGAUCUAUUCAGAGUACUGUAACAACCACCUGGAUGCCUGCAUGGAGCUGUCCAAGCUGAUGAAGGACGGCCGCUAUCAGCACUUCUUCGAAGCCUGUCGCCUGCUCCAGCAGAUGAUCGACAUCGCCAUCGACGGCUUCCUCCUCACACCUGUGCAGAAGAUCUGCAAGUACCCUCUACAGCUGGCCGAGUUACUGAAGUACACCGCACAGGACCACAGUGAUUACCGUUAUGUGGCAGCAGCGCUCGCCGUCAUGAGGAACGUCACGCAGCAGAUCAACGAGCGCAAGAGAAGACUGGAGAACAUCGACAAGAUGGCACAGUGGCAGGCCUCGGUGCUGGACUGGGAGGGUGAUGAUAUCCUGGACAGAAGUUCGGAGCUGAUCUACACGGGCGAGAUGUCGUGGAUCUAUCAGCCGUACGGCCGGAGUCAGCAGAGAGUCUUCUUCCUCUUCGAUCAUCAGCUCGUCCUCUGCAAAAAGGACCUGAUCCGCCGGGACAUACUGUACUAUAAAGGGCGCAUCGACAUGGAUCGCUACACGGUGAGAGACGCCAUCGAUGGACGGGACGACGACUUUAAUGUCAGCGUGAAGAACGCCUUCAAGCUGCACAACAGAGACAGCGAGGAGAUCCACAUCUUCCUGGCCAAGAAGCCGGAGGAGAAGAUCCGCUGGCUGAGGGCUUUCCACGAGGAGCGCAGGAUGGUGCAGGAGGAUGGGAAGAUCGGGUUUGAGAUUUCUGACUAUCAGAAGCGCCAGGCUGCCAUGACGGUGCGUAAAGUGUCCAGACAGAAAGGUGAGGCGGCCAGGAGACACCAGGUGUGAGCCGGAGCAGGUGUGUGUCCCCGACGGACCCCUCACGCUCUCCCAUGACUCUCCACAGACAGAUCCAGUCCACCUACACCUCUCCAAAUCAGGACAACCUCCCUUCUGGCAACACUUCAAUACGAUGACUAGUUCACUCUGUGUCUGAACGCUCCCAGCGAUGAACUUGACGCUCAAGUGUAUUUAUUAUGGACCCUACAAUCUCCAUGAACCUCAGUGACAAUCAGCAGCGGAUGCGAUCGCACCCGGACGCUCACGUGUGUGACACUACUCCAGCCGAACUGACCAGCAGAUGACACGUGUCUCAGACCGUACACUACAAACUAAGACUGAACACACAGUUAUCAGUCAGAUCGUCUAAACAGGGUAUUGCUCCUAGUUCACAGAGCUGAUUCUGUCCGUCUGAGGAACACACUUUGACAAUAUGAUCAUCCUAGUGUUCACAAUCUCCUCUCAUGCUCUCCUCCAUCACACACGACUGAACUCAUUUCAUAUGAUAAAUAUAGAUGUUUUUGUAUGUCUAUGAGAGGUCAAGUAGAAUUUUGAAUUUGCCUCCAAAGGGGGUUAUUUUUGAUUGUAUGAUAUGAUUACAUAAGUACUCGGUAGUAAGCACACUGAAAACAAUUCAUAUGCUUUGUUAUUUGAGUUUUUGUUCAUUUGUAAUAGCUACACUAAAGACUAUUUAUUAUUGUAGUUAAUGGCAAUUAAUGAGCAGGUGUAAUGCACACAACACCUGGGCCGUAAUAUAUGUAUAUAUAUAUAUUUAUAUCACAACCUCAGACUACUGCUGUGCACAGAGAGUGCACUACACAUGUACUGAUGCUCGUGAGAAGAAGUCUAUCUGAAGUUAACAGUAGCUGAAUGUGACUAGUGUAGUGUAGGAGCUCUGUCCUGCUCUCUUAUGAACAACAGUUCACUCAAACCUUCAGUCCUUCUCCUUUAUUUCUGAUCACAUCCCAUGCAAUGAUCAGGCCAUGGCACAUCUAAUGUUGUGUGAUUGAUCACAAUACCUUCAUAGCAUUCCUAUUGCUGCUGGCAUCCUCAAAUUAAUGAUCAUAUUUGUUCAGCAUCUUUUUUUUUAUCAGGUUUAAAGCUCCCCGUGAAUCAUUUCUUGGUGAUAGAUGAAUGAACAGAUUACAUUAGGCACAGUGGGAAGUGAGUGUUUGUAGGAUACGAGCUCAUGUCUGUAGACACAUCGAAGCAGGUCUGUGAUUAACUCAUAGCUAUAUAAUCUAAUCUAUUGGUGUUCAGUAAUAAUGCACUUCUUUAGUUACUUUCUUAUGAAUGUUUAGUAUGAAUUUACAUUUUGUCGGCUGUAACGAUGUGCUAUGUUUUAAAGUAAAGAGUGAAAAUGGACUUGUACUUUAUGUUGUUUUAAUUUAAAAGACUGUAAAUGACUACAUACAGGUCGCACGAGACAAGUUCAGCUAGAGAUUAGAUAUAUUUCUUCUUCUGAAUACAAUUAGAAAGGAGCAUUCUCACGCAAAUGACAAAAAAAACAAAACAAAUGAAUCGCUGAUGAAAUGACCUUUGAAUAUUCUCAUGUCAGAAAUGAAAUAAAUAAAAAGAGAGAAAAGAAUUAACCACAGUUAUGAUGUUCAAGUAAAUUUAGAUUAUUUGCAGUUAUUUGUAUGUUUGAAUACAGAAAUAACACUGUAAAUAAAUUGAUAUUAAAAACAAGAGAA
This is a messenger RNA of Carassius gibelio (silver crucian carp), 5330 nucleotides long. Its product is annotated as spermatogenesis-associated protein 13. The record is from RefSeq and is a predicted model, not a curated record. Gene Ontology annotation, molecular function: guanyl-nucleotide exchange factor activity; protein binding. Bases 433 to 3645 code for a protein of 1070 amino acids. The transcript is spliced from 14 exons. Lineage: Eukaryota; Metazoa; Chordata; Actinopteri; Cypriniformes; Cyprinidae.